AUGCUAUGCUUAGCUAAAAUAUUUCUGAAGAAAAUAUUAGGAAUGGAAUGGUAUAUUAUGAAAAAGCUACCAAGUUUCAAAUGGUCACAAAUUAGGGGAUGGUUCAGUUAUCCAGUAUACAAAGGAGACUAUCCACCAAUAAUGAGAGAAUGGAUGGAUAAAAAAAGUAAAGAAGAAGGUAGACCGUGGUCAAUAUUACCAACAUUUACAGAAGAUGAAAUUAAAUUAAUCAAAGGUACGGCUGAUUUUUAUGCUCUCAAUCAYUAUUCUUCUCGAUUGGUAACUCAGGAAUGUGGUGAUCCAAAUUCUUAUAAUGCUAUUGCAAAUUAUUAUACAUCUGUUGAUGAAUCAUGGCCAAAGUCAUCCCCUGCUCCAUGGCUAAUAACAGCACCUAUUGGAUUAAAAAAACUUUUGGUAUGGAUAAAAGAUGAAUAUGGUAAUCCACCUAUGUUUAUAACAGAAAAUGGAUUUGGAGAUAACGGUCAAUUAGAUGAUUUUGAUAGAAUAAGCUAUAUGAAGGGCUAUUUAAAUGCAACAUUACGAGCAAUACAUGAAAAUAACUGCAAUGUUAUAGGAUUUACUGUAUGGUCACUCUUGGAUAAUUUUGAGUGGAUGGAUGGUUAUACAAUUCAUUUUGGACUUGUUAAGGUAGAUUUUAAUGAUCCUGAAAGAACUCGUACACCAAAAGCUUCAUAUAUAUUUUUCAAGAACGUGAUAACCACUACCCGAUUAAUAACUAAUUUAACUGAUUCUUUUAGUAAAACAGUUGAAUUGUAAAGUAAACAAAAAAAACAUUCACAUUUGUUUUAUUAUCAAUAUUUAUAUUAUAAUAGUUUACAUUUAUAUCAAAUUAUAUUAUUGUUAUUAGCUUUUGAAUCAAUACUAU
Messenger RNA from Diuraphis noxia (Russian wheat aphid), 886 nucleotides. Its product is annotated as myrosinase 1-like. Gene Ontology annotation, molecular function: beta-glucosidase activity. The record is from RefSeq and is a predicted model, not a curated record. Lineage: Eukaryota; Metazoa; Arthropoda; Insecta; Hemiptera; Aphididae. Gene Ontology annotation, biological process: carbohydrate metabolic process.